Molecule: messenger RNA, 6140 nt
Organism: Rattus rattus (black rat)
Lineage: Eukaryota; Metazoa; Chordata; Mammalia; Rodentia; Muridae
Gene: Skic3
Product: tetratricopeptide repeat domain 37
Exons: 44
Coding region: 406-5097 (1563 amino acids)
Cellular component (GO): Ski complex
Molecular function (GO): protein binding
Source: RefSeq, a predicted model, not a curated record
AAGACCGUUUUAAUCAAAUUUCGAGCUAAUGAUAGCUCAGCCAGUUCCUUUUACUCAAGAGAUGCCUGGGGAAGUGCGCAUGCGUUGUCCUGACUUGUAUUUUGUGGCAGUGCCAUAUGCCCAGAUUCCUUUGGAGAAUUCUGUAAGAAGCACGUUUCUAUUUCCAAGUCAAAUUCUUCACUGAUAUUUCAGGUGAAAAAUGGGUAAGGAACAACUUGGCAUUCAGUUCAGGAAGAAGAUGCAGGUGUGGUAACAGUCUACAGGUUACCUUGCAGAAGGAACGCGGCUUGAGAAAGCUAAUGUGAGAUCAAUGCUAAACUUUGUUAACUGCUGCCAUCAAGACUCAUAGACUAAAAGAAUUUCUUUUCUAGUUCACCUCUAAAUCAAUAUCAAGAUACUUUCAGAAUGUCCAGCAAAGAAGUGAAAACUGCUCUAAAAAAUGCAAGAGAUGCAAUCAGAAACAAGGAGUACAAAGACGUUUUGAAACAUUGCAAGACAGUGUUAAAACAAGAGAAAGAUAACUAUAAUGCCUGGGUUUUUAUUGGUGUUGCUGCAGCUGAACUUGGACAGCCUGAUCAGGCCCAGGGCGCCUAUAAGAAAGCCGCUGAACUAGAGCCAGAGCAGCUCCUUGCUUGGCAGGGGCUAGCAAGUUUGUAUGAGAAGUGUAAUCACAUAAAUGCUAAAGAUGAUUUACCUGGUGUAUACCGAAAGCUAUUGGAUCUCUAUGAAAGUGUUGACAAACAGAAGUGGUGUGACGUGUGUAAGAAACUUGUGGAUCUCUAUCACCAGGAGAAGAAACACCUAGAGGUGGCUCGGACAUGGUAUAGACUGAUAAAGGUGCGGCAGGAAGAUGGAGCAGACCGACAAGAGCUUUAUGAGCUGUGGAGAAAGCUGAGUCAGUUGCUUGCUGAGGAUGCAGAAGAUCAGAAUGAUGAGACCCAGCAGAUGCUUUUAACUGCAUUUGAGAAUGCACUGGACUUAGCAGAUAACGUUCCCAGUGAAGAUCACCAAGUACUUUAUAGGAAUUUCAUUCAGUAUUUGUCUAAAUUUCCUCAUGAGAUCACUAGGUUGAAGAAGGCCUGUGAAGGAAUGAUAACUAUGUAUCCUGCUGUACAGUACCCACUGGAAGUGAUUUGUUUGUACCUAAUUGACUCAGGGAGCCUGACAGAUGAGGGACACCAGUAUUGUUGUAAGCUAGUGGAAAUGAAUUCAAAAAGUGGUCCAGGCCUUAUUGGCUUAGGUAUUAGAGCUUUACAAGACAAGAAGUAUGAAGAUGCUAUCAGUCAUCUAACAGAAGGCUUGAAGGAAAGCCCUCUCUGCAUAGCUGGGUGGUGUCAUCUAGCAGAAGCCCAAGUCAAAGUGCACAGACCUAAGGAAGCUAUUCUUUCUUGCAAUCGAGCUCUGAAGACCAUAGAUAACCUCGGUGCGUCAGGUGGCAGUCUUCAUCAGAAGAAUCUUUGUCUUCGUCUGAAAGCAGAGGCUUUGCUUAAACUCUCAGACUGUGCAUCGUUGGAGGAGGCAGUGCGUAUCCUUGAUCAGCUUUCUGACACAGAUAAUACCCCGGGACUGCUGGUUCUCCAAGGCCUGGCCUGUCUGAACACAGGUGCUGUAGACAAAGCUACAAAGAUCAUGGAAGACCUCGUAGCCUCGUACCCUGAUCUGUCUGAGGCUCACGCUCUUGAAGCUCAUGUUCAUUUUACUAAGAAGGACUAUGUGCAAGCAGAGGCGAGUUUCCAGAGAGCACUGGAGAAAGAUGCUGAAGUUGCUGAGUAUCAUUACCAGCUUGGGUUGACAUACUGGCUCAUGGGUGAAGAAACAAGGAAAGACAGAACAAAGGCUCUUAACCACUUUCUGAAGGCCGCAAGACUGGAUGCACACAUGGGUAAAGUUUUCUGCUACCUAGGCCAUUAUUACCGAGAUGUGGCUGGAGAUAGAAAUAGAGCCCGCGGGUGUUACAGGAAAGCAUUUGAAUUGGAUGACAGCGAUGCUGAGUCUGGAGCUGCUGCCGUUGACCUGAGCGUAGAGCUUGAAGACACGGAAACUGCAUUAGCGAUCUUGACAGCAGUAACCCAAAAGGCAAGCUCAGGAGCAGCGAAGUGGGCGUGGCUGAGGCGAGGCCUGUACUAUUUGAAAGCUGGUCACCAUUCUCAAGCAGUGGCUGAUUUACAGGCAGCAUUAAGGGCGGACCCCAAGGACUGCAACUGUUGGGAGUCAUUAGGAGAGGCGUACUUAAGCAGGGGCAGCUACACAACGGCCCUGAAGUCCUUCACGAGAGCCAGUGAGCUCAGCCCUGACUCCACAUACAGUGUGUUUAAAGUGGCUGCCAUUCAGCAAAUCCUAGGCAGGUAUUCAGAGGCCAUUGCACAGUAUCAGCUGAUCAUUAAAAAGGAGGAAGAUUAUGUGCCUGCCUUAAAAGGUUUGGGUGAGUGCCACCUGAUGCUGGGGAAGGCGGCCUUAGUGGAUUUUCUGGACGGGAAAGCUGUGGACUAUGUGGAACAAGCUCUGGGAUAUUUCACCCGGGCCCUCCAGCAUCGAGCUGAUGUGUCUUGUCUUUGGAAGCUCAUGGGGGAUGCAUGCACUUGUCUGCACCCCGUUUCACCAGCGAAAGUGAACGUUCGUGUCUCAGGAGCCCUUCUCGGCCAGCAAGAAGGACAGGAAGUCUUACGGAAGGAUGAGCUCCUGCAUCUUGGAGGAAGGUGUUAUGGUCGUGCAUUAAAAUUGAUGUCUACAUCUAAUACAUGGUGUGAUCUUGGAAUUAAUUAUUACCGUCAAGCACAGCAUUUAGCAGAAACAGGCAGCAGCAUGAAUGAUCUUACUGAGUUACUGGAGAAAUCUUUGCAUUGUCUGAAAAAGGCAGUGAGGCUGGACAGUAAUAAUCACUUAUACUGGAAUGCUCUUGGUGUGGUUACAUGUUACCAUGGAGUUGGAAAUUAUGCCCUUGCUCAGCACUGUUUCAUCAAAUCAAUCCAGGCAGAACAAAUUAACGCUGCUGCAUGGACCAACCUAGGAGUGUUAUACCUUGCGACUGAAAACAUUGAGCAAGCCCAUGAAGCGUUCCAAAUGGCGCAGUCCCUUGAUCCAUCUUAUUUAUUGUGCUGGAUUGGACAGGCUCUUAUUGCAGAGAGAAUUGGAAGUUAUGAAACAAUGGAUCUCUUUAGGCAUACCACAGAGCUCAGUAUGCAUACUGAAGGAGCAAUAGGUUAUGCGUAUUGGGUUUGUACAACAUUACAAGACAAAAGCAACAGAGAAACAGAGCUAUAUCAGUACAACAUCCUCCAGAUGAAUGCUGUCCCUGCAGCACAGGGCGUUCUGUGUAAAUAUGUAGAAAGAAUUCAGAAUUACGCUCCAGCGUUCACAAUGUUGGGUUAUUUGAACGAGCAUCUGCAGUUGAAAAGGGAAGCAGCUGAGGCAUACCAAAGGGCAACUGCACUGUUACAUUCUGCAGAAGACCAACAUACUUACAAUGUUACAGUAAGAAACUGGGGCAGAUUGUUGUGCUCCAUUGGUGACUAUGACAAAGCUAUCCAGGCCUUUAAGUCAACACCCCUUGCAGAGUUGGAGGACAUCAUAGGGUUUGCACUGGCAUUGUUUAUGAAGGGCCUGUAUAAGGAGAGCAGCACAGCCUAUGAGAGAGCCUUGACUGUUUGUAAAUCAGAGCAAGACAAAGUUCACAUCUUGACAGCUAUGGCAGUAACAGAAUAUAAACAAGGAAAAAUGGAUGCAGCCAAGUCAUUACUCUUCAAAUGCUCUAUAUUAAAGGAACCAACUGCAGAAAGCCUCCAAGUACUAUGUGCUCUAGGGCUGGCAAUGCAGGAUGCUACACUGUCAAAAGCAGCACUUAACGAGUUACUGAAGCAUAUCAAACAGAAAAAUGAUUAUCACAGGUACCUUCUUACCUCAGCAAUUUACGCACUCCAGGGCCACAGUGUGGCAGUGCAAAGACAAGUGGCCAAGGCUGUGCACAGUAAUCCUGCUGACCCAGCCCUUUGGUCUUUGCUAUCUCGAAUUGUUGCUCAGUACACCCAGCAGAACGCAAAGGGUGGUGCUGUAGCUGGCAGUGUGGCUCAUAUUCUGGAUUCGAAUCAUGGAAAGAAGGCUUUAUUGUACACGGCAGUGAACCAGUUGGCCAUGGGAGGCAGCACAGCAGAAGACAAAAGCAGCACUGCUCUAAAGACCAUUCAGAAGGCAGCCUUCCUUUCCCCAGAUGAUCCUGCUGUCUGGGCUGGCCUGAUGGCAGCCUGCCAUGCUGAUGAUAAACUGGCUUUGGUCAGUAACACUCAGCCAAAGAGGGUAGAUUUAUACUUGGCAUUGCAGUCUGCUGUUUCUGCUUCACUUAAGGACAAAGAAAAUUUGCAAAAUUACAACCUGUUGCUUGAAAAGUGGUCUUUUUCACAAGCUGUCACUGGUCUGAUUGACACAGGAAAAAUAUCUGAAGCCGAAUCUCUGUGCACAAAGAAUUUAAAAAGCAACCCCGAUCAGCCAGCUGUUAUCUUACUGUUGAGACAAGUUCAGUGUACAUCACUCCUGGCGUCACAGAAACCCCUCCCAGAUGCUGUACUGGAAGAACUGCAAAAAACAGUCAUGUCCAACUCAACCUCUGUUCCAGCAUGGCAGUGGUUGGCACAGGUGUAUCAGUCCCAAGGAAUGAUGAGUGCUGCAGAGAUGUGUUAUAGAAAGAGUCUCCAAGUGGCAUCCCAGCAGGGCAGCUGGAGUGGGAAGCUCUCGAGCCUGCUGAAGCUAGCCCUUCUUGCACUGGAAGUGUGCAUGGCUAAUGUUUCAGGUGAUCACUGGUCAUCCUUGGUUCAAGAAGCCACAAGCGAGGCCUUGAAGGUUUGCUUUAGUCCGCUGGCUAUCUUCUUGCAAGCGUUGUUACAGUUCAACCGAAAGAUGGGAGCAAGAGAGACACGGCGACUGUUGGAGAGAGUGGUGUAUCAGACUGGAUACCCCAACUCAAUUGUAUCAACUGCUCGUUGGUACCUCUUAAGACACCUCCAUGCGAAAGAUGACCAUGAGCUAAUUGAUGUUUUGGUGAGGAAUGCCGAGACCCACGGUGAUAAAAGAAUGUUGGAACUGAAUCGGAAGCUGUCGGCCCAAUAAUCGUGGCUUGUGAGACUCACAGUAAGGAACCGGAGAAAAUACUUGCAGAUGAGGCAGCGAACCAAGAGUUCUCACCAGAACAGCACAUUUUAAAAUUAUGGUUGUAUCAGCUGGGCAAGGUGGUGCCCCAAUUUAAUCCUGGCACUUGGGAGGCAGAGGUGGGAACUCUGCGAGUUCCAGGCCAUCGUGGUCCGCAUAGAGUUUCAGGAUAGCCAUCUGUACACAAUGAAAUCCCAUCUUGAAAAGAAUAAAAAAUAAAAACAAAUAAGUUUAAAGCUACAGUUUUGAUCAUCCAUUGUUUUCCCUCCUUUUUAUUUUGAUAUUUUACUCUAGAGAUGCUGAAGUUCUUAAGUUAAGGGUGUAACUUUUCACCUGCUUUUAACCUGAAAGAUACCUCCAACUUGGUCCUUAAGGAAAGUUAAUACCCUGAUUCCGAGUUACUUAACAGUUGCUUACAAACCAUUAUCUGUUUGUUUCUUUGUUUCUAAGACAGACUUUGUCUGUGUAGCCUUGGCUACCCUGGAAUUCCCUCUGUAGAACAAGCUGGCCUUGAAUUCAGAGAUCCACCUGCCUUUGUCUAAGUGCUGGUAUUAAAGGCCUGCCUCACUGUUGCCUGAUAAAAAAACUUAUUUAUUUUUUUACAUUUGCAUGAUAUAAUGGAGUACUUUUUGGAGGUUGCUUCUUAACAAUAAAACCUUUGUAACCAUUUUUACAAGUAAUAUGAAAAAGUAAAAUUUCCUUUUUUUUUUUCAAUCCCAGAAUUCUUCCAGAUCAAGUCUUGGUGAAAUCUACAUGUUCUUGUACUCUGUCUUGCUAGUCCAUCUCAGAUCCUAUUGAAGAAGCAUAAUAUGAAUAUUUGUAAGAUUUUGACUGCUAAUGGAUAAGUCCGUAAAGUUCAGAAUGCUCAGUUAUAUGGUUGCAUUUUAAAACACAUUAAUGGAAAAUUUGGGGGAAAUAAUGCUGAUAAUAUUUAAUUAUUCAUGCAAUUUUUUUGCUUAUGAUGAAAAGACAUAACUUGAAAUAAAAUAAAAAUCAGUGUCUUA